Molecule: messenger RNA, 711 nt
Organism: Hydatigera taeniaeformis
Lineage: Eukaryota; Metazoa; Platyhelminthes; Cestoda; Cyclophyllidea; Taeniidae
Source: the annotation of a GenBank genome assembly
AUGAGGCGUGCGGAUCCUGAUGUCGGUGAAUUCGGGAGGAAGUUGAUUGUUCUCCUGGAUCAGGCGUCUUUGGAGUCUGUGAAGGGUGGGGGAGGUAAAGAAUACCAAUUACUGAACCCCGAUAAACAUAAGGAUCGGAUACUGCGGUCGAAUCGCGACAUAUCGACUGUCCGACCUGACAUCACUCACCAGUGUUUACUUAUGCUUCUGGACAGCCCACUAAACAGAGUUGGAAUGCUCCAGGUUUAUAUCCGAACUCACAAGAACAUUAUCAUCGAGGUCAAUCCAAAGAUCCGGAUUCCACGAACGUUCGACCGUUUCUGUGGUCUGAUGGUCCAACUUCUUCACAAGCUUUCCAUCCAUGCUGCUGAAGGAAAUCACGAAAAGCUGCUCAGGGUUGUGAAAAAUCCCAUCACUCGGUACUUCCCUGCCGGCUGUGCAAAGAUUGGCAUGUCCUUCACCGCAGAUAAGAUUGUACCUCCUUCUGAAGUCCCCUCCAUGGUCCAGCUAGGCACCUCGGAGUCGAUCGUGGUUGUCAUUGGAGCAAUGGCCCAUGGCUCGGUCGUUUCUACGGCUGGCGACUUUCUCGACGAUGUGGUAUCAAUUAGUCGAUUCCCGCUUUCCGCCGCUCAGGUUUGCUCUCGAUUGUGCACUGCAUUCGAGGAAUCUUGGGGUGCCGAAAAAUUCGAACUCCCUCUGCCAUCGGCCUGA